CUGCCGGGGCGUGCCAAGGUGGCCUUCGUGCUCACGGGAGUGCUCAUUUUUGCCCUAGCGCUCUUUGGCAACUCGCUGGUGGUCUACGUGGUGACCCGCAGCAAGGCCAUGCGCACCGUCACCAACAUCUUCAUCUGCUCCUUGGCGCUCAGCGACCUGCUCAUCGCCUUCUUCUGCAUCCCUGUCACCAUGCUCCAGAACAUCUCUGACACCUGGCUGGGGGGUGCCUUCAUUUGCAAGAUGCUGCCAUUUGUCCAGUCAACUGCUAUCGUGACCGAAAUUCUCACUAUGACCUGCAUUGCUGUGGAAAGGCACCAGGGACUUGUGCAUCCUUUUAAAAUGAAGUGGCAAUACACCAACAGAAGGGCUUUCACCAUGCUCGGUGUGGUUUGGCUGCUGGCGGUCAUCGUAGGAUCACCCAUGUGGCAUGUGCAGCGCCUUGAGAUUAAAUAUGACUUCUUAUAUGAAAAAGAGCAUGUCUGCUGUCUGGAAGAGUGGGCCAGCCCUGCGCACCAGAAAAUCUAUACCACGUUCAUCCUUGUCAUCCUGUACCUCCUGCCUCUUAUGCUGAUGCUGAUCCUGUACAGUAAAAUUGGUUAUGAACUUUGGAUAAAGAAAAGAGUGGGGGAUUGCUCAGUGCUUCGCACUAUUCACGGAAAAGAAAUGUCAAAAAUAGCCAGGAAGAAGAAGCGAGCUGUCGUUAUGAUGGUGACGGUGGUGGCUCUCUUUGCUGUUUGCUGGGCACCUUUUCAUGUCGUGCACAUGAUGAUUGAAUACAGCAAUUUUGAAAAGGAAUAUGACGAUGUCACAAUCAAGAUGAUUUUUGCUAUCGUGCAAAUAAUUGGAUUUUCCAAUUCCAUCUGUAAUCCCAUUGUUUAUGCAUUUAUGAACGAAAACUUUAAAAAAAAUUUUUUAUCUGCAGUUUGUUAUUGCAUUGUAAAAGAAACCUUAUCUCCAGCACGAAGGCAUGGAAAUUCAGGAAUUACAAUGAAGCAGAAGAAAGCAGUGUUUUCCCAGAGAGAAAACCCAGUGGAGGAGACCAAAGGAGAAGCAUUCAGUGAUGGCAACAUUGAAGUCAAAUUGUGUGAACAACCAGAAAGGAAAAAACAUAUCAAAUGA
This is a messenger RNA of Suricata suricatta (meerkat), 1119 nucleotides long. RefSeq names its product pyroglutamylated RFamide peptide receptor (gene QRFPR). The transcript has 6 exons. Gene Ontology annotation, cellular component: membrane. NCBI's taxonomy places the organism in Eukaryota, Metazoa, Chordata, Mammalia, Carnivora, Herpestidae. Gene Ontology annotation, molecular function: peptide binding; neuropeptide Y receptor activity. Gene Ontology annotation, biological process: G protein-coupled receptor signaling pathway. The annotation marks the transcript as partial. The record is from RefSeq and is a predicted model, not a curated record.